CAGCGCGCCAUUGAGGGUUGAUUGGUACUGGGCUGGCAAUCCAUCAGAGGUUUGCCGGGGUUUUGCGGCUUCCAGCAUAUCUUUUUUUUGUGUUCAUCACACUUCCUAUUGUCUCAGCCGCCUCUUCUUUUCUACUAGCGGAAAAGUGACUCAAGAAAAUGGCGGACUGGAAGCCUCAAAUCAGCUACAACUACAACCCUUCCUACCACGCAUAUGCCUACAGCCUCUUAUACCAACCCGAGCAAAACCACGGAAACCUCGCGACCUGGGGUGAGGCUGGAGAUCUGGGGAGCUACAAUACCGGGGUAACACAGGCCUACUAUGGCACGACCGCCAGGUCUCCAGAGGAGAGUCCUCCAAGCCCGGAGGACCGCGUUGCGAACGCCCAUUGUCACUACCAGGGCUCGGGGGUUGUCUAUCUCGGGGACACCCAGGCCAGCCGCCUGCUUCUGGGCGGACCACAUCGAGCUGUCUACGAGGACCAGGAACUCGAGGCCAGGCGAGUCGGCUGUGAUUCAACAAGUGAUUCCGAGGCCCACACCUCACCAGAUUCAUGGCGUUCUGGCAGCAGCAGAGAAGGAAGCCUCCCCCAGGCAGACCCCGUGUCGUGGGCCAAGAAAGAUCUCGACGAUGAGACGAGCAGCAGAAGCCCCGAUGCCAGUGAGGAUGUCUCCAGUUCUCUCAUAGAAGAACAAGGGACCUAUGUAACUGCAGGGAAUGACUGCACCAACAUACCUUCCUCUUUACAUGCACCCCACGCUGCCCCAAAGAAGCCAAGCACUAACGCAGUCAAUAACCCUCGAGGAAAAGUGCGGGCAGCUUUCUCUGAGAGUCAGAUGAAUACUCUUGUUCAGCGCUUCAGUGUGCAGAGGUACCUCACCCCUGCUGAGAUGAAGAACGUGGCUGAAAUGACAGGUCUCACAUACAAACAGGUAAAAACAUGGUUUCAGAAUCGAAGAAUGAAGCUAAGAAGGCACCAGAAGGAUAACGGCUGGGUUGCAGAGCGCUAUGCCAACAAGGAAAGUCCAGUACGGGGACGUGGACCGAUGUUCCACAACAUGCCUCCACAUAUCCCACCUUACCAGGGAGAAACUCAUCCACAGAUAAAGGAGCAUUGCAACCAGCACAUGAUGGAGGCAGCCUUCAAGAAAACAGCUCCUCAGAACUUGGCCUUUUAUUUAGCUGCUAUGAGCUCGACAGCUGGAUCUGCUGGCUUCCCAUCCUGGUCCUCAGGCUCAACCCAGACUGGAAUGCCUCCCAGGCCUCAGCCAAAUGGCUGGUCCAUGCCACCUAAUGUCAGUCAUAUUGAAUACAACCACAGCGCAUUCACUUCUGCAAGUAACACUGGAAAUGACACUGGCUUUGAAGUUAAAGAUGGGGAUUCUGUCAGCAUCCGCAGCUCGAUGAUGCCAGUCAUAGUAAAGAAUGUCAGCCAGUAGGCCAUGGUUGAUUUGACAAGAAUGAGGCAUUCCUUUGUAUGCUGUGUUUAUACUCUUAUCUUCUUUUUUCCUGACUGCUGAGAUGUCUUUUGUCUGACUGGUUGUACAUAGGACUUGUUCAUACUUCCUGUUGACUUUUUACCCCAAAGUUUCUAUUUUUAUAUUCAACUAUUUAACGAUGGUGUGCUCUUUGCGCUUGGUGACACCAUGUGUUCAAACUGGAUGCAUUUAAGUGUUGCAAUGUUUUAUUUUUUUAUACAAUUUUAAGCCAAAGUACUGAUACACAUCUAAUGUGGACACACUUUCAUCAUUUUUUUGUAAAAAUAUUCUGGCUCACAACAACAACUGGAUGUACUGUGAAUCUAGUAUGAGAUAUGGUCACAUUUAUGAAGGCAUGAACUUAUUCCAAGCUGUUUUAGAAUUAAUUGCAUGUGACAACAGUGGAAAAACACCAAUGGUGACAUCACUGUAAGAAAAUCUUCAUUCAAGCAUUUAAAUAUUUGUGCAGGUUGUCAAAUUUGCAAUAAACAAGGAAAAAAGUA
Messenger RNA from Cheilinus undulatus (humphead wrasse), 1981 nucleotides. RefSeq names its product nanog homeobox (gene nanog). Gene Ontology annotation, molecular function: DNA-binding transcription factor activity, RNA polymerase II-specific; RNA polymerase II cis-regulatory region sequence-specific DNA binding. The transcript is spliced from 4 exons. Bases 159 to 1439 code for a protein of 426 amino acids. The record is from RefSeq and is a predicted model, not a curated record. Gene Ontology annotation, biological process: regulation of transcription by RNA polymerase II. Lineage: Eukaryota; Metazoa; Chordata; Actinopteri; Labriformes; Labridae.